This is a messenger RNA of Chelonus insularis, 1511 nucleotides long. RefSeq lists its product as uncharacterized. The record is from RefSeq and is a predicted model, not a curated record. Bases 435 to 1478 code for a protein of 347 amino acids. The transcript is spliced from 4 exons. NCBI's taxonomy places the organism in Eukaryota, Metazoa, Arthropoda, Insecta, Hymenoptera, Braconidae.
AUAUGGCGUUGUUCAAUUAAAUAUGGCCGACCAUUGUCUUUUUAUGUACAGACACUUUCCAGUGUUUUAAAGAAAAAGGUAUCGCAAAGUGAAGAUAUAAAUAUUGAAUAAUUAUUACUCAAUCUCAAAAUAUUUCUAGUGUGGUGGUAAUUCAUAGUUUUUGCAAUAGUUUUGAUAGUCCUCAUUAAAAUUCAAAAAUAUUUAUGAUCAAAGUAGUUCAACCUGUUUGAUGUUUGAUGGUAUCUGAUCUUCUAGUAAAUGAGCAUAUAAAUCUUAAAAAAUCACGUAAUAACUAUGAAUCAUGAGUCUUCCACGUUCCAAUGACGAAAUAUUCAUAUACAUUAAUACAUCAAUGGUUAUUUGACUUGCAAUUUAUUAAUUGUUAGAACGACAAAUAAAGAUAUAAAUAGCCAUGAUGUUUUGACACUUCAUCAAUGAUGAAUGGAAAACAGAUGUUUCUUUAUAUUUAUUUGUAUUUUAUUAUAUAUUUUGAUUCUGUAUGCUUUGGAAUAUGUCAUCGAAAUUCUUCGAAAAAUUCUUUAUCUGCAUAUGAUAUACAUUCCUUAGCAGAAGAAGAAAUAUGUCAUCCUCUUCGUAGAAAAUUAAAACCACUAACUAUAAAUACGAAUGCUAUUAUGAUUCGACCAAAUAAUGUUUUCGAUAGUUGGACGUAUCGUACAACUGAUUUAUAUUGUAAAUUCAAGAUAAAAACAGAAGGACGUCGCAUUAUGGCUGUAAUACAAAAUUUAUCUUUUCGCCAAGUUCGUGGCGAGUGUUUGGAUUAUAUCAAGUUUCGUAGAAAAUAUCAUAAUGAAACCGGAAAAUUUUGCGGACAAUUCGACGGAUCAAAAAUAGAUUUCUAUUCUAAUCAACAAUUAGGUAGAAUGUUAACUCUCGAUGUAACAUCCGAAUUUGAAGGAGAAAUAGAAACAGUAAUAUUUGUUUCCAAAGAACCUCUUAAACCUAGUGAUCAACCUUUAGAUAUUACAAUUACAUAUACUCCAUAUAGAGACUGUACUACAGGAUUUCAUGAACGACUUGGUGAUAUAAGUUUACGACAUAGGUUGCCGACCUAUUGUAUCUCAGAUACUUAUAAUUGUGAUGGAUACCGAAAUUGCAUUACAGAUUACUGUAGUGAUGAAAAUAAUUGCUUUAAUGACGUACAUAACAACGGUACAGGGGCUAAAGUAACAGUAGCUGCAGUAACAAGUAUUGUUCUUUGUUUUAUAAUAUUUUUAAUGAGUCUUUGGAUAUGUAGACGACAUAAAAAGUUAUGCUGGUCUUCCGAUUGUGCAGGCCCUAUACUAGAAAAUAAUACUUAUUCGAAUACAAAUCAUGAGCCGGGAAUUAUUUCUGAACAACCAGUUUCCUCAGCACCUAUGCUUCAUGUGAGUGGUGUUUCAACUGCACUUGAUAAGGACUUACCUCCUAGUUAUGAAUCAUUAUUUCCUGAAAAUCAAAAUUCAACUUCCAUCUAAUUUUAAGAUUUGAUGAUCAAUUUUUUAUAUUAA